AUGUCGGAAACCACCAUCCGCAAGGCCGUCAUCACCGAAUUCGGCGACGUCUCCAAAGUGCGCAUCGUCCAGGACACCAUCGCGCCCCCUCCGGCGAACCAUGUGCAAGUGGCGACCAUCUACUCGGGCUUCUCCGGGUCCGACAUCAACAUGCGCAAGGGCGUCUACCCGAUGCAGAAGAAGGCGCCGCUGACGCCCGGCUACUGUCUCGUCGGCACCGUCAGGACCAACGGCCCCGGCGCGUCCAAGUUCCUCCCCGGCGACGUCGUCGCCUGCCUCACGGUCUACGACGCCGAGGCCGACCUCGUCAACCUCCCCGAGAAGUACCUCAUCCGCGUCCCCGCGGGCAUCGACCUGCAGCAGGCCACGGCGCUGAUCCUGGACUGGAGCACGGCGUACGCCAUGGUCUUCGAGGCCGCCAAGGUGACGGCGGGCCAACGGGUCUUCGUCCACGGCGUCAGCGGCGCCGUCGGCUACGCCGUCAUGAAGCUGUGCCAGCUGCAGGGCGCCGAGGUGUACGGCACGGCGUCGGAGCGGCACCACGAGGCCGCCCGCGCGCAGGGCGCCACGCCCUUUGUGUACACGGACAAGGAGUGGAUGCGGGCCGUGAAAGACGCCGGCGGCGCGGACGCCGUGUUCGACCCCCUCGGCUUCGAGAGCUGGGACGAGUCCUUCUCGGUCCUGUCGGCGACGGGCAUCCUCGUCGGCUACGGCGGGAACCUGCGGUCGCUCAACGACGGCGGUGAGGACCGGUCGGUCGUCGGGCCGACGAUGAAGCUGCUGGCGAGGGGCAUGGUGCCCUUCUGCGGCAAGCGGACGCGCUUCUACUACAUCACCCGCGACGACGCGACGUUCGAGCCGAACCUGAGGGCCCUGUUCGACCUGCUGGCCGCGGGGAAGAUCACGGUCCCGAUCAAGAGGGUGUGGGAGCUGGAAGAGAUCCAGGAGGCCCACCGCCAGUGGACGACCUCGACGGGCGUGGGAUCAUCGCUUGUUCGGUUGUCGGGCGCCAAAGAGGCUUAG
Molecule: messenger RNA, 1023 nt
Organism: Colletotrichum higginsianum IMI 349063
Lineage: Eukaryota; Fungi; Ascomycota; Sordariomycetes; Glomerellales; Glomerellaceae
Product: Zinc-binding dehydrogenase
Exons: 1
Coding region: 1-1023 (340 amino acids)
Cellular component (GO): mitochondrion
Molecular function (GO): oxidoreductase activity
Source: RefSeq, a predicted model, not a curated record